UCCCACGCUCUGUAUUUGAAUUGAAAUCCACAGCCGAAUCCAAAGAACGAGAGAGAGAGAGAGAGAGAGAGAGAGAGAGACAUCAAAGGCAGGCGAGAUUCAGAGAGAGAGAGGGAGAGGAGACAUAACAAUCUGCUUUGCCCCAUUUCUUCUCACCCACAAGCUCCAAUCAUGCCAUCCGGUGCGAAGAGGAGAAAAGCUGCCAAGAAGAAGAUGAAGGAGCAAGAGGCUGCUUCCACAGCACACUCUCAUGGAGAUGAUGACCUGAAAGUUCAUGAUGAAAAAGAUAGUGAUGGAGGUGAGGCUGCCUCUCCUGCAUCACAGGAUCAACAUAAUCACCAGCAUCCAUUCGCUGAGGGAGAGGAAGAGGACGCCAUGGAGAAGGCAGAAAACACUUCAUCUGCUCAACUAAUCGUCCCUGAGAAUGAAACAGUUGUCGGUGUUGACAGCAAUGGAGAGAUUAACCUGAAAGUGGAAAUAGAGGAGAACAAUUCUACUAUAAUUGAACCGAAGUUGGAGCCUGAGCAUGCUUCCAGCAGAAAGAAUGUAAGGAUCGAGGAUGUUGAGUCUGUGAAUGAAUCACAUGGUGGACAAAUGACCCAGUAUGGUGAGAGCUCUGGUAGCAGCAGUUCAGAUGACGAAUCUCACGUCAUUGAGAAGAACAUAGUGGUGAUAGAGUCUUGUGAGUCAAAAGAUGCUGCUGCUAUGACUGUUGAAGAAUCUUCUUCUUUUGCUGAUCCAAUAAAGACAGAUGAUUUUCCUGAAGUCACUCAAGUUUCUGAGGGGAUUGCGUAUUCAGAUGCAUAUAAUUUGGCUGCAGAAGAGCAAAAGGAAAAGGCUCAUGAUUCUGCUGCAGUGAAUGCCCUUCCUGUUAAUUUAGUCAAGCUAGCUGAUUUGCCUGAAGCGGCUCAAGUUACAGAUGCUCUACCAAUUCCUGAGCCUAUUAGUUUAGUUGUAGUGGAAUCAACUGAGGAAGCCCCGAUUCCAUCUGCUGAGACCAUUCCUGUUUUGACCUCUGAGAAUGCAUCUAAUAAUGUGAUUCAUGUAAAUGACGAUCCAAUUGUGGAGAAAGUUAUUGGUCCUAAUGAGAUUGAAUUGGGAUUGAAAGAAAAUGGAAAAACUGAGAUUUCAGAGGUUUCAUUAGGGGUGGAUAUGGGAUCACAAGAAAAGGAGGACAAGUUGUCUACUACAACAGCUGAGAAUUCUGCAGAUUUGUUAAUUGCAGUAAGCUUUGCUGCAGAAGGGGAGGAAGACAAAUGUCUGUCCUCUUCUGGUGCCCCUGCAGUUGAUAGUAGAAAUGAUGCAGAACAUAAAAAUGAUUCUGUUAUAACUGAAUUCUCUGAGAGACAGCCUGCGGUAGCUUCAGCCGCUCGACCAGUGCAAACAAGUUCCUGGACAAGUUGCUGUGGACUGUUUGAAUUGUUCACUGGCUCUGGUAGAUAAUUCAGAAAUCAGGGCAUUAGAGCCAGGUUGGACUGCUGAAGUUGUUGGUAGAGGACUCAGAUCAUAGAAGUUUGAGACUCUUUUCGAGUUCAUUUCCAGGAGAGUAAUGACCACGGGUUUAACAAGAAAACAAGAUUGAGGGUUUUUAGCAGUUAUAGUGUUACUUUCCGUGUCUAAUUGAAGUCGGGUCUUUCUGCAUGCCGCUUUCUAGUUGAUUUUGCAGUGGAUAGUGUUUUUUGUUUUUCUGUGGGUGUGUUAUAUCUGUUGCUGUAUUUGGAAGUCAUAACAUAGAAUUUACAAAGUUUCAGUUUUAGAUUUGCA
This is a messenger RNA of Diospyros lotus (date-plum), 1764 nucleotides long. RefSeq lists its product as uncharacterized. The transcript is spliced from 4 exons. The record is from RefSeq and is a predicted model, not a curated record. Bases 172 to 1443 code for a protein of 423 amino acids. Lineage: Eukaryota; Viridiplantae; Streptophyta; Magnoliopsida; Ericales; Ebenaceae.